Molecule: messenger RNA, 5337 nt
Organism: Penicillium macrosclerotiorum
Lineage: Eukaryota; Fungi; Ascomycota; Eurotiomycetes; Eurotiales; Aspergillaceae
Gene: tpcC
Product: non-reducing polyketide synthase tpcC
Exons: 5
Coding region: 1-5337 (1778 amino acids)
Biological process (GO): fatty acid biosynthetic process
Molecular function (GO): phosphopantetheine binding; fatty acid synthase activity; 3-oxoacyl-[acyl-carrier-protein] synthase activity
Source: RefSeq, a predicted model, not a curated record
AUGGACUUCACUCCCUCGAGUAGUUCCCCAGAUGAGUUCCGGAGGAUGAAGCUCAUAUAUUUCAGCAACGAAUUUCCUCCGGAUGAUCUUCCAAGUCUUUGCCGCCAGCUACGUGCUCAUAGUAAGGACAUAAAACACCACAUUUUGGCUCGAUUUCUACAUGAGGCGACUCUGGCGAUCCGCGAUGAAGUUCGUCAGUUGUCACCCGAACUGAGAGAUUUGAUUCCACCCUUUCAAACUGUCCUGGAUUUUUCCGAAUACCCAGACCUCCGCAAAGGGCCAUUGGGCGGCUCAAUAGACGGAGUUCUACUAUGUGCAGUCGAGCUGGCCACCUUCAUUGGCUAUUUCGAGAACUUCCCCGAGAGAUUUGAUUUUGAUGCAGCGCACACAUACCUCGCUGGAUUGGGGAUUGGGCUUCUCGCAACAGCAGCUGUCUCGUUAUCGCCAACGCUAGCCGAUGUUCCACAUGCCGGCACAGAAGUUGUUCGCACUGCGUUUCGUCUGGGUGUUUUGGUUGAUGACGUGUCGCAAAAUCUGCAACCCCGUGAAUUGACCAGCUCUGGUACACCUGACAGUUGGGCAUAUGUACUUCCAAAUGCUUCACCGGAUGAUGUCCAGCAGGAGCUUGAUGCGAUCCACACCAAGGAGAAAACACCAAAGACGAGCCAAAUAUUUAUCAGUGCCCUUAGCCAGAGUUCAGUGACUGUCAGUGGACCACCGUCAAGAUUGAAAGCGCUCUUCCGGAUGUCGGACUUUUUCCGGGACCGCAAAUUUGUCCAACUGCCCGUCUUUGGAGGACUAUGUCAUGCGAAGCACAUCUACAAUGAAACCCACGUACAGAAAGUGGUGCAUUCCACAUCAAUGCAGGCCUUGAGCAGCAAAAUGAUGCCUAGGAUUCCUAUCUUCUCGACAAGCAGCGGGGACACAUUCCCGGCGAAUACAGCCACAGAGUUGUUCGAGGGCAUCAUUUCCGAAAUCCUCACCAAAUCAAUUCAAUGGGAUAAUGUGAUCCGAGGUGUAGUGGAGCAAAUGAACCUACUAUCUGCACCUGAUUUCCAAGCACUAGUAUUUCGAAUGACCCUUCCGAUACACGACCUGAUGGCUGCUGUCAAUGGCGAACUUCGAGGGUUGCAAGCGACAACGGAGGACCUUGUCCCAUGGGUCUUAAACCAGGCCGGGGGCACGAUUCCACGAGGUACCUCUCAAUCCAAGAUUGCAAUUGUAGGCAUGUCUUGUCGGCUACCCGGGGGUGCCACCGAUACCGAAAAGUUCUGGGACAUUCUUGAGAGCGGCCUAGACGUUUAUCGAACCAUCCCACCAGAUCGGUUUGAUGUUGAGACCCAUUAUGAUCCGGCAGGGAAACGAGUCAACACAAGUUUCACUCCUUAUGGCUGCUUUAUCGAUGAUCCAGGUCUAUUUGAUGCACCAUUUUUCAACAUGUCCCCUCGUGAAGCACAACAGACCGAUCCAAUGCAAAGAUUAGCAUUGGUUACAGCAUACGAGGCCUUGGAACGAGCAGGGUAUGUUCCUAAUCGUACUCCAGCCACGAACAAGCACCGCAUUGGAACAUUCUAUGGCCAAGCCAGUGAUGACUACCGUGAGGUGAACACGGCCCAAGAUGUCGAUACAUACUUCAUUACCGGUGGAUGUCGCGCCUUUGGCCCGGGACGAAUCAACUACUUCUUCAAAUUCUGGGGACCAAGCUAUAGUAUUGAUACCGCAUGCUCCUCUAGUCUGGCCACUGUGGAGACUGCCUGUGCAUCACUUUGGAAUGGUUCUACCGAUACUGCUGUUGUUGGCGGAAUGAACGUCUUAACAAAUUCCGAUGCCUUUGCUGGUUUGAGCCGUGGUCACUUUCUGUCCAAGAUUCCUGGAUCUUGCAAGACUUGGGAUUGCGAUGCAGAUGGAUACUGCCGUGCAGACGGAGUGGUCUCUCUGGUCAUGAAACGGCUGGAGGAUGCGGAGGCUGAUAAUGACAACAUCCUCGGUGUUAUUCUGGGAGCAGCCACAAAUCAUUCCGCCGAAGCUGUCUCUAUUACUCAUCCUCACGCCGGUGCUCAGUCUCACCUAUUCCGCGAGGUCUUGCGUGGCGCGGGAGUUGAUCCAUUUGACGUGAGCUACGUGGAGCUGCAUGGCACAGGCACCCAGGCUGGCGACUUCGAGGAGAUCAAGUCAGUCACGGACGUGUUUGCUCCAGCCACAAAACGCCGCAGUUCAAAGCAGCCCUUACAUAUUGGUGCAGUUAAAGCAAACGUGGGUCAUGGAGAGGCUGUAGCUGGUGUAACAGCCUUGCUGAAGGUUCUUCUCAUGCUCCAAAAAGGUGCAAUUCCCCCUCACGUUGGCAUCAAGAACAGCAUCAACCCGCAGAUACCCAAGGACCUUGACAAGAGGAACUUGCACAUUCCAUACGAGAAGCAAUUAUGGAGCCGAGUACCAGAUAAGAAACGGAUUGCUGUUGUUAAUAACUUCAGUGCGGCAGGUGGAAAUACGUCUGUUCUCAUUGAAGAGGGCCCGGUUCGGGAGGUCAAUGGCAUCGAUCCACGAUCAUCGCACCUAGUGACGAUCUCAGCAAAAAGCAAAGUCUCGUUGAAAGGAAACCUUCAGCGGUUUAUCGGAUAUCUCGACGAAAACCUGGAUAUUUCACUAUCUGAUCUAUCUUAUACAACCUUAGCUCGGCGUCAUCAUCAUAACCAUCGUAUGGCCGCCUCGGUCACCAAUAUGGAGCAGUUGAAGAAACAGCUGAGUUCUUGGAUGGAAUCCGUUGAUUCGCAUAAACCCGUCUCGCCGACCGGACCACCGCCCGUGGCAUUCGCCUUUACCGGGCAAGGGGCCUCAUACAAAUCGAUGAAUCUUGAGCUCUUCCACGAUUCCCCGUGUUUCCGGUCACAAAUACUGCACUUAGAUUCCCUGGCCCGAGCGCAGGGAUUCCCAUCUUUUGUUCCAGCUGUGGAUGGGAGCUAUCCUAGUGACCAUUCCCAUUCACCGACUGUGACUCAGCUUGCUCUGGUGGGCACUCAAAUUGCACUUGCCAAGUAUUGGGCUUCAUUGGGGGUGAAGCCCGAAGUGGUGAUCGGCCAUAGUCUAGGAGAGUUUGCUGCAUUGCACGUCGCUGGCGUGCUCUCAGCUAGUGAUGCAAUAUUCUUGGUAGCUCAACGGGCGAGGUUGCUGGAGCAGAAAUGUAAGAUUGGUAGCCACAUGAUGCUGGCAGUUCGCGCUUCAGUCGAACAAAUCGAAAAGAGUGCCGGCGACAAGUCAUACGAAGUGGCCUGUAUUAAUGGACCGAAAGAAACCGUUCUGAGUGGGACUCGGGAGCAAAUCCACGCGAUGAUGGAGCACUUGGAAGCCAGUGGCUAUAAGUGUUCUGCUCUGGAUGUUGCGUUCGCAUUUCAUUCUGCUCAGACGGAUCCAGUUCUGGAAAGCUACGAGGAGAUAGCGCAGAAAGGGGUGGUAUUCCAUCCUCCCAAUUUGCCUAUCAUAUCGCCCUUGCUUGGUAAAGUUAUUUUUGACGACAAGACGGUAAAUGCCACCUACAUGCGUCGUGCCACACGUGAGACUGUGAAUUUCCAUGCUGCUCUGAACACGGCGCAGAGAAUUUCCACUGUCGAUGAAACAACAGUCUGGGUGGAAAUUGGGCCGCAUCCCGUCUGCAUGGGAUUUGUCAAAUCCAGUCUCCCAUCAACAGCCUUGACAACCCCUUCGUUGCGUCGAGGUGAGAAUAAUUGGAUGACAAUGACCCGUAGUCUCGGGGCUCUUCAUUGCGCGGGGAUUGAUAUCGACUGGAAUGAAUUCCAUCGCCCGUUUGAAAAAGCACUGAGACUUCUGGAUCUGCCGACGUACAGCUGGAAUGAAAAGAAUUACUGGAUCCAAUAUAAUGGAGACUGGGCUCUUACAAAGGGCAAUACAUUCUACGAUGCCGAGAAGAAAACCCUUGCUCAAGCCGAUGGUGUACCAACUGGUCCAAGAACUUCAACAGUUCAAAGGGUCAUUGAGGAGUUUUUUAAUGGAUCUCAAGCAAAGGUUGUCAUGCAAUCCGACCUCAUGCAACCAACCUUGCUCGCAGCGGCUUGGGGGCAUAAAAUGAAUGAUUGUGGCGUGGUCACGUCGUCUAUACAUGCCGACAUUGGAUUUACUCUUGGAGAAUAUGUCUACAAAAAGUUGAAGCCAAAUGGAAAGGUUCCAGCCAUGAAUAUGGCGAACCUGGAAGUUUUGAAGGGACUGGUUGUGAACAAAAAUACCAAUCAGGCCCAGCUGUUCCAAGUCGCUGCCACCACGGCCAAUAUCGAUUCGGGGGUUGUUGAACUCGAAUGGCGCAAUGUACAGUCUGAUGGAAAGGCGGACGAACCAUUUGCCAGCGCCAGAAUCUAUUACGAUGAUGCUUCCGAAUGGCUUGCAUCGUGGCGACCGACUCUACAUCUAGUUGAGGGCCGUAUUCAGGCCCUUGAAAGACUGGCGGAAGACGGUAUUGCUAAUCGACUUUCCCACCGCAUGGCCUACAAUCUCUUCGCGGCAAGUCUAGUUGAUUAUGCGGACAAAUACAGGGGGAUGCAGUCUGUUGUCAUGCAUGAACUGGAGGCCUUUGCCGAUGUUCAACUGACAACCGAGAAAGGAGGAACCUGGACAAUCCCGCCGCACUUUAUCGACAGCGUCGCUCAUCUGGCCGGGUUUGUCAUGAAUGUAUCCGAUGCCAUCGACAAUAAAGCCAACUUCUGCGUUACGCCUGGUUGGAACUCGAUGCGAUUUGCAGGCCCCUUGGUGGCAGGCGAAAAGUACCGUUCCUAUGUCAAGAUGAUCCCCACAAUUGAAGACAAUAGUGUGUAUCUCGGAGAUGUGUAUAUCCUCCAGGAUGGUAUGAUCAAGGGUAUGGUUGGUGGGAUCAAGUUCAGGCGAUACCCGCGACUUCUAUUGAACCGCUUUUUUUCCGCCGGAGAUGGGAGCAAUGAGAAAAAGGGUCAUACUUCGGGAUCCGCACCGCCACCCACAAUUACCGCACCAACGGUGGCCCCAGUGGCGAUCUCCGCAGUUGCUGUCCCUGUGCCCACUCUUCCAGCCACCGCAACUACCCUGGAACAAACCCAAGUGGAGGGGAAGACGGCUACGCUAGAAACGGAUAGUACGGCAGCCAAAGCACUUGUGCUAGUGGCAAGCGAGGCCGGGAUGGACGUGGCGGAGCUCCAUAACGAAGCCAGCUUUGCCAAUUUGGGAGUUGACAGCCUGAUGAGUCUGGUUAUUGCCGAAAAGUUUCGCGAAGAGCUUGGAGUAACCGUGACGGGGAGUCUGUUCUUGGAGUAUCCUACAGUGGGGGAUCUGCGGAACUGGCUUUUGGAGUACUAUAGCUAG